AUGUCCACAGCCUUGUUGUCGUCAUCGUCCACCUUCUCCUCCGCCACCACCUCGCCAUUAUUAUCGUCGUCCACUGAGGACAAUUCUAAUUAUAUGCACUGUGCGAAUAAUGGCCGUACAUGCAACAUGAACACUACGACCACCACUGCCACAUCAGCAUCGUCAAGAACAGCAACGGCACCAACGAUGCUGAUGAUGACGAUGAAGACAACAAAAACAGCAAAAUCAUUGGCAAACAGCUGCAACGGCAACAAUAACGAUUAUAAUGUCGCCAACAGAGACUGUAAUCGUAUCAGGCCAACAAGACAACAAUUUAGCCAUAAUAAUAACAACAUGAGCAGCAGCAACAACAACAACAAUGGUAAAACAAAAUGCAACAGUUUUCCAUGGUCUAUCUUUGCGUUUAACAAAAACAGCAACAGCAGUUUAAAUGGUCUCAUCAAGUUUGCCGUUAUUUUGAUAUUCUUGGCAGUAUGUGACACAGCACAGGCUGCAUUGCGUGAUGUCAAUUUAUUCAUUGAACCACCUGCCGUUCGUCGCAGCCAAUCGGUUACAUUACGCUGUCUCUAUUCUCUGGAGGGUGCACCAUUGUAUUCUGUGAAAUUUUAUCGUGGCCAAUUGGAAUUCUUUCGCUAUACGCCCGGUGAAUAUCCGAAUACAAAAGUUUUUCAUUAUCCCGGAAUAAAAGUCGAUGAGAGCGUUUCGAAUGCCACUCAAGUUGUUAUACGCAAUGUGAACUUUGGUUUAUCUGGAAAUUUUUCCUGUGAAGUUACUGCCGAUGCUCCAUUAUUUUCGACGGCCACAGCAUAUGCUCAGAUGCAAGUUGUCGAAUUUCCUGAUAAACGACCCCAGCUAUUUACGGAGCAUACACGAUAUGAGCCGGGUGAUGUAUUGCGUGCUAACUGUAGUACACCACCAUCUCGGCCAAGAGCUGAAUUAAGAUUUACGAUAAACAAUAUACCGGUAUCUUCCGAGGAAACACAAUACAUUAGAACAGUUGACAAUUUAAUUGCGUCGAGACUGAGUCUAAAAGUGCAAUUGCAGUCGGUACACUUUGCAGCUGCUGCAGCCUCUGGCUCUAAUGCUGGCAGCAGCAGCGGCAGUAAUUCACACAUGAUAAAUGCUUUGGGUCCUGGCGGAACAACGUAUGUCGGUAGCUCUGGUACCGGCGCCACAGGGGGUGCAUUGCUGCUGCGUUGUACAGCACAAAUUGGUGAUUUGUAUCAGGAAUAUAAAGAAAUUGAAUUAGGAACACCACAAAAGGAUCCAAUACCAGCCAGAGGUAAGUAA
Messenger RNA from Musca vetustissima, 1290 nucleotides. RefSeq lists its product as uncharacterized. The record is from RefSeq and is a predicted model, not a curated record. The transcript is spliced from 5 exons. Bases 1 to 1290 code for a protein of 429 amino acids. Lineage: Eukaryota; Metazoa; Arthropoda; Insecta; Diptera; Muscidae.